AUGGUAGUUGCGUGGAAUCCUAAUACCUUCAGCAUCAAUAUAAUCAAAUGUACAAGUCAAUUAAUACAUCUUCAAGUUUCUACUCUAGAUGGUAUGGAUUUUCUUGUUACAUUUGUUUAUGCUUUUAAUGAUGAAGAAGGUAGAAUGAUUUUAUGGCAGGAUCUAAAAGCUAUUUCUACUCAAGACCCUUGGGUAGUGAUGGGUGAUUUCAAUGAUGUUUUGGAGCAAGAAGAAAGGAUUGGAAGUAGGGUGAAGACUCUCACUUCUCAUUCUUUUAAAGAUUGUGUUUCACAGUGCCAACUGGAAGAUAUCAAAAGCAGUGGUAAACUCUUUACUUGGUGUAAUAACCAACAGGGGGAUGACCGCAUCUACUCUAAACUAGAUAGGGUAAUGGCCAAUGGUCAAUGGAUGAAAAAAUAUCCGAGAGCUGAAGCCAUUUUCCUAAACAAAGGUGCCUUUGAUCAUUCUCCAGCUCUAGUGAUUUUUCACCAGCUUGCUCACAAUGGGAGAAAGCCCUUUCGCUAUUUUAAAAUGUGGAUAUCUCACCCUGAAUACUCUAGCCGAUUGCAGCAUAUUUGGCAGCAGCAGGUAUCGAGUACGAAAAUGUACCAGGUGGUGGCUAAGCUUAAAGCAUUGAAGCCAGUCUUUAAGAAGAUAAAUCACGAGGGGUAUAAUGAUUUGCAAUCGACAGUCAUCAAAGCAGCACACAAGAACUAUCAACAAUUCCUUCAGCAUAAAGCAAAGACUACUUGGGUUAGAGAUGGGGAUGAUAAUACGGCCAUUUUCCAUGCAAGCCUCAAAGCUAGAAUCAACCAAAACAGAAUUCUUUCUAUUGUGUAUCCACAAGGGAACCGAGUAGAUGAACCAACAAAGAUCACUGAGGUUUUUCUUGCUUACUACAAGCAACUGUUAGGCACCAGAAUGGUCAAUAGAAAGGAAGUAUUAGACCAUGUGAUCAAGAAUGGACCCACAGUAACGAUGCAACAAAGGGUAACUCUAUCGGCUCCUAUUACUAAUGAAGAAAUAAAGAAGGCCAUGUUUGCUAUACCUGGCACUAAAGCUCCCGGACCAGAUGGCUGUUAG
Messenger RNA from Cannabis sativa, 1083 nucleotides. RefSeq lists its product as uncharacterized. The transcript is spliced from 2 exons. Bases 1 to 1083 code for a protein of 360 amino acids. NCBI's taxonomy places the organism in Eukaryota, Viridiplantae, Streptophyta, Magnoliopsida, Rosales, Cannabaceae. The record is from RefSeq and is a predicted model, not a curated record.